CAAUGCGCUAGCUCUUCUUGACCAGGGGCUGCAAUGGAAAAAAUGGCCGAAGUUGAUUUUGGAGACGCGGAGCUCUUUGAUCAACUGGAUGACUUCACACCGGUCCCCACACACAUUCGCUUUCCGGACAGGGACGACGCCGACACGGUGGAGGACGACGACGACGAGAAGUGCAGGCUCCGGAGCCGCCUGGACGAGUGCGACUACUGCAUUGAGAAGCUAACGGAGGAGAAUAAAGCUUUGAGGAGAAAGUUGACUAUCCUAACGCGGCCCAGCGGAAUCACGAUAGAAGAUGUCAACAUCGACGGCCCCAUCGCGCAAAUUAUUUAUUCCAACAAUGCCAUAACAAAGCAAUGUCGUCAAGAAAUUGAGGAUUGCCUCUGCGGCAUCAUUCUGAGACACCAAAAAGAGGCAAAUCGCAACAGACACUCGGCAUCAUCACACCUGAAACCUCAGCCGUCUUCAUUUGCCGUGGACGAAGACCCGCAAAAAUUGGCCUCCACUAGUGUGAGAACAACAACCGAACCCUUUAAAGUGGUGGGUAGCGCGUUGUACUUCAGCAGCUUCAGCGUGGACAAGCUGGGCCAGCCGCUGUUCAACGACAACCCUCAGCACACCGACGGAUGGGAAGUGCCAACCUACCAGCAGGUCUUCAACCUGGUUGUCGGCACAGAUGGACAAGAAAUAGAAGUGAAGGACAAAAGGCCCAAAUCGAUGUGUUUUAACUGCGGUUCAAGUGCUCAUCAAAUGAGAGACUGCCCCAAGCCUAAAGACAUGGCAGCCAUCAACGAAAGAAGAAAGGAGUUCACCCAGAGCCAGACUGGGCUCGGGAACCAUCGCUACCACGCAGACGAGGUGGAGGAGCGUUUCUCCAAAUACAAGCCGGGAGUCUUGAGCAAGGAGCUUUUGUCCGCGCUAGGAUUGGACGGCAACACCUUGCCGCCGCUCAUCUAUCGCAUGAGGCAGCUGGGCUACCCGCCGGGUUGGCUCAAGGAAGCCGAAAUGGAGAACUCGGGUUUAACUCUCUACGACGGAAGCGUGUCAAAUGUCAGCAGUAUGACCAGCACACAAAACGUCUCUUACGAUGUUUCUAAACUGGUGGAUUUCCCAGGAUUCAAUGUGCCCCCACCACACAAAGUCAAAGACGAAUUCAUGCGCUACAGUUCAGUUCCCAUGCAGAGCAACCACUUGAAGCACAACUUCGCCGCUUACCUGUCCACUCACUUUGCUUCGCCAGACAGCCCGAGCCGCAAGAGGCCCAACGAGUCGGAUUCGUCACAACACCUCCGGAAGAGGCCAAGGUCCUGCCAUGAUAGCAACUCCGAUAUGGAUAUCGAAUCAGAUCCUGGGACCCUUCACCACACCCCUCGCCACGGUGACUGCUUCAGCUCGCCGCCACCACUACCGCACGGCACACCGCCCGACACGCCCACGCCGCCGCCUCUGCCCAAAAGCACGCCACCCCCAACGCCAACCAAAGGCUCCAUGGCGACGCGGGGGGCCCACUGGGUGGUCGUGGACGAGGCCACGGAGGGGAGGGAGGACGAGCUCACCCUGGAGGAGCUGGAGGAGCAGCAGAGGCUGAUCUGGGCGGCACUCCAGAACGCGGACUCCAGUAGUGAGCCUGAGAUGCCGGCGGUCGGGACCCCGCCGAUCGCGUCGCCCAGCAAGUCCACACCAGUGCGAGGUGACUCAGAAAUGGAAAGUCUCAAAGAAGCGGGUGGCUGUCAGAAUGAGAAUGAAAUGUUCCCUCGACAAGUUUGUCCUCAGAAUGGCACACCAAGCCCUGCUGGACACCAAGAUGGCGGCACCCCGAGUCCUGCUGUGAUGAAAUUCACAAAAGAUAACGUUCCUCCAGCAAAAUAUGAGGAAGACAGCCCCCAAAGUCCUCCUGCGAUGAAAUUCACAAAAGAUAAUGUUCCUCCAGCAAAAUAUGAGGAAGACAGUCCCCAAAGUCCUCCUGCGAUUAAAUUCACAAAAGAUAAUGUUCCUCCAACCAAAUAUGGAGACGACAGCCCCCACAGUCCUUGUGCACUUAAAUCCCAUAUGGACAGUCCCAAAAAAUCCCAGAAUGAAAGUCCUGCACUUAAAUCACAAGAGGACAGCCCCCAAAGUCCUGGCGCAAGCAAAUACGUAAAAGACAGUCCUCAGAGCCCCAAUCCAGAAUCCCAGGAUGUAAACGGGGCCUCCCUCAAGGCCGUGGCGCCCAGGGUUUCGGCCGUUCCCCACCGCAGCCGCUUCGCCGAGGGCAUCGUGCCUUUCGAGGACACCCCUGAGUACACAGAGGUGGCCGAAGCUACGGGGACGUACCUCCGCAUCAGAGACUUGCUCAAGAGUUCGCCUCGCAAUUUAGCCAAGAAAAAAAUGGAAUGACAACAACAACAAAAGUACCUUUUUGGCUCAUGUUUUUACUCAUGGUUUUUAUGUAGAGCAUCGUCAAGGCACAAAGGGACAUUAUGCAAAGUUUAUUUUUUAAAUUGUUUUCAUUUUAUCAUGAGUUGAAUUUGUAAAAAUGUUCAUUUGUGACUUAAAAUUGAUUUUGUCUUUUUUGGGGAGGGCUACGCAACAGUGUUGAAGUAAACAUGUCUUGUUUGCCUCAGUGUGACACUAUUGAAGUCACUGAUGUAUUUAUAUUUCUGAAUGUUCAUGCAGACAAUCAAUCACAUGGCACAUAUUGACAAUUUCCUUUUACAUUCACACCAGUAAUUGAUGGAAAGCCAACCCUAGUGCAAAUGCCUGGUCUUUGUGAUAUAAAGGAAGACUAAGAUAAAUCAUCUCAAAACUUA
Hippocampus comes (tiger tail seahorse) is the source of this 2786-nucleotide messenger RNA. RefSeq names its product zinc finger, CCHC domain containing 8 (gene zcchc8). Lineage: Eukaryota; Metazoa; Chordata; Actinopteri; Syngnathiformes; Syngnathidae. The record is from RefSeq and is a predicted model, not a curated record. Gene Ontology annotation, molecular function: zinc ion binding; RNA binding. The transcript is spliced from 14 exons. The coding region runs from base 34 to 2373 and encodes 779 amino acids. Gene Ontology annotation, cellular component: catalytic step 2 spliceosome. Gene Ontology annotation, biological process: RNA processing.